CGGUGUGUGUUUGAGGCGUGGCUUCUCUGUGAAAUUGAUUUUUUGGUCCCUCUCUUUUUUUCUUGUGUGUUCCCCCUGCGCUUCAAAACCUCUGUCGGGGGGAAUUUGCGCGACACACCGCCUGCUGCAGAUCCACAGAUGAAGCGCUCCACAGAUCUAUGUGUGUUUGUGUGAAAACAUCCAGACACGAUGUACAGGCUCAUUAAGAUGGCUGGCUCUGCAGCUCACACUUGUGGAAUAUUCCUGGAUUACAGCAGAAAGACUUCUUUGCUCCUCUGGGAUUAGAAGCGGUGUUUUUUGUGGGUUUUUGAAAUCAGCCUGCAGCUUUUAGUCCUCUAACACACUUUGCUGACAUGGCUUCGUUGUACAUCUUUAUUGAAGUAGUAAUCGCGGUUCUCUCCAUAUUCGGCAACGUACUGGUGUGCUGGGCUGUCGCGAUCAACACCACCCUGAAGAACGCCACCAACUAUUUCCUGGUGUCCCUGGCUGUGGCGGAUAUUCUGGUGGGGUGCCUCGCCAUUCCCUUUGCCAUCACCAUCAGCAUCGGCAUCCACCUGGACUUCUACGGCUGCCUCUUCCUGGCCUGUUUCGUCCUGGUCCUGACGCAGAGCUCCAUCUUUAGCCUUCUUGCUAUUGCUAUUGAUAGAUAUCUGGCCGUGAACAUUUCUCUGAGGUACAAGGAGUUGAUGACGGGAAAGACCGCCAGAGAGAUCAUCGCUAUUUUAUGGAUCCUCUCCUUCGUCAUUGGCCUUAUCCCGUUCUUUGGAUGGAACUUGAAAUACUCGCGCUGCAACAGCUCUGUGGCGGACAAUGCUACGAACGCCAGCCUGGUGAGGCGGGGGGGACACUUACUGCAGAGCUGCCACCUCCAGUGCUACUUUGAGAGCGUGGUGGACAUGCACUACAUGGUCUACUUUAACUUCUUUGUGUGCGUGCUGCCGCCGCUGCUCAUCAUGCUGGGCAUCUACAUCAAGAUCUUCACCGUGGCCAGGAAGCAGCUGCGGCAGAUCGAGCUCAAGUGUGUGGGCAACGGGGACAGCCAACACCACGGGCUGCUGCAGAAGGAGAUCCGUGCCGCCAAGUCCCUCUCCAUCAUCGUGGGGCUGUUCGCCGUCUGCUGGUUGCCCGUCCACAUCCUCAACUGCCUCACGCUGUUCUACGACCUGACACAGCCCGUCCACGUCAUGUACGUGGCCAUCAUUCUGUCCCACGCCAACUCCGCCGUCAACCCCAUCAUCUACGCCUACCGCAUCCAGGACUUCAGGAACACCUUCCGGAAAAUCCUGGCCCGACACUUCCUGUGCCGCAGGGAGGAGCUGUACCACAGCUCCAACGGCAGCAGGCACAACAGAGACCAGAUCCACAUGACCAUCGACCCUCUGCUAUAGAGCGUUUGACUCUCACUGAGGUCUUUAAUGUUUACAGAACGAGGGGAUGAUAUGUGAAGAUGAACUGAUGACAGACGCGCCUUGAAUGUGGACAUUUAUUUAUGAAUCGGCGGUCAAUCAGUGAAAUGUUGAAUGGCGAGUCUUACGUAACCCUUGUAUCGUGAAGGAUUAUCUUUGAAAAACAUGUUGAAGCUAACUGGAUUCGUAGGACUGUGAACAGGAUCCAAACUACAUUCUAUAAUGCUAUUUAUCAUUCUGAAUCCACUCCGUUUCAACUCCAAACACCUUUAAUGCCCUGCUAUUUUAUAUUGUCAACAGUGUUUAUUAAUUUAUUUAUUAAAAGACCGUAUCUUAUGAGAAUAUAGAGAUCAAAAAAUGUUGUGUGGCUAUAUCUGUGCUCGUGGACCUAGAGAGGUACAAUGGUAUACUACAUCUGUUGUUGUUUUCGCCUUGUGGCCGUUUUAAGAUUAUUUUAUGCUCAUGACCAUCACAAGCUAAAUAUAGAAGAAGGGUAACACCACAUUUGGACAAUCAGCCUACAGAUUUGUAACAAUUCAACAGCUUAUUAGUCGAGAUUCAACAAUUCAACUGCUACUUUGCUAGGUUUGUCUGUAUGGUGAAAUACUGUUAAACAACUAAAGACAAGCAGGAAUGGUUGAAUCUAAAGUAAUGAGCGUUUGAAAUUAAACAAAUACUUUUGAUAGGCUGAGUAACAAAAUACAGUGUUAACACAGAAUGAAGAACAAAAUAUCUUUAUAAAGCAGAAAUGUUGUUGAACAGAUGCUUCAACUUCGCACCAGUGUUAAUUUUCUCCUGCAUGAGGGAAUACUCCACAACAAAAACACAUAUUGGAAAAGGCCUCAAACCAAACAAGAAGAGGGAAAAAAUGCCUAAUUGCUCUGCUUGUCCCACGAAUCAUCUCCCUUCCCAAAUAAACGGGUGACCCCUGAGAGCCAGAGAACGACAACGUUUUGGGUAUUAAAUAAACGGCAUGAUUUGAC
Molecule: messenger RNA, 2389 nt
Organism: Gymnodraco acuticeps
Lineage: Eukaryota; Metazoa; Chordata; Actinopteri; Perciformes; Bathydraconidae
Gene: adora2b
Product: adenosine A2b receptor
Exons: 3
Coding region: 354-1388 (344 amino acids)
Biological process (GO): adenylate cyclase-activating G protein-coupled receptor signaling pathway; vasodilation; G protein-coupled adenosine receptor signaling pathway
Cellular component (GO): membrane
Molecular function (GO): G protein-coupled adenosine receptor activity
Source: RefSeq, a predicted model, not a curated record